Messenger RNA from Struthio camelus australis, 2075 nucleotides. NCBI's taxonomy places the organism in Eukaryota, Metazoa, Chordata, Aves, Struthioniformes, Struthionidae. The record is from RefSeq and is a predicted model, not a curated record.
CAGUGCCCACCAUCCCACCUUGAUGGUGCCCACCACCCUGUUAGGAGGGUGACCACCCUCUCACUGGACUGUGCCCAUGAGCCAUUGUGACAAUUCCCGCAACCCUACUGGGACGGUGCCCAUGACCUGCCAGGAUUGCGCCCACCACCCCAAAGGGACAGUGCCCAUGACCCACAGGGAUGGUGCCCACCAUCCUGCCAGGACAUUGUUCAUGCCCUGCUGGGAUAGUGCCCGCAACCCUGUUAUGAUGGUGCAUGUCACCCUGCCAGGAUGGUGCCCACUAACCCACCGUGAUGGCCCCCAGCCUGCCCAUGACCUGCUGGGAUGGUACCCACAGUCUGCUGGGAUGAUGCCUGUCAACCCUGGGGUGAUGCGCACAAGCCCAGUGGGACGGUGCCCAUGAUCCCACUGGGAUGGUGCCCACCUUGACACAGGGUGCUGCGGGCACCUGUUUCUCAAGUCCCCUUGGCCAGAGGGGUGGGGGGUGGGGGGCCUGUGGCAGGUCCCCAUGUCCCUGUGCUAACGCCAUGCCCUCUGUCCCCGCAGAAGUGCUGCUCAAGGUGCAGGUGUACGAGAGUGGCACCCUGGCCCCCCUGGCCCAAGCCAUCCUUGAGGUUUUCGGCAACCGCAGCUCACUGGCCACCGGCACCACUGACCAUGAGGGCACGGGUGUCCUGCCCGUUGCCUACCGCCUGGGCACCUGGGUCCUUGUCACUGCUGCCCGCCACGGCUACAUCACUGCCUCCGUGCCCUGGCGCGUCAACAAGCUGCCUCGAGCCCGGAGUCAGCCGUGGGUGCAGUUCCAGCGCAAGGCGGCCCGCCUGCCCCGCAGCUCCACGUACAGCCAGCUCUCUGCCUCGCUGACAGCUGCCACGGCCGAGCACAACAUGCGUGGCUUCCCCUCCUUCAUCGGAGCUGAGCACAACAGCAGCGCCAACACCACCUGGCUGGAGCUGGUGCCUGUUGCGGCCAUCAGCGUGCACCUCUUCACGGGCAAUGGCACCGAAGUGCAGCUCUCGGGCCCUGUCCACCUGUCCAUCCCGCUGCCCCCUGACACCAGCCCCAUGGUGGCCACCAGCGUGCCAGCUUGGCGAUUCGACAGCAAGAGUGGUGAGCAGAAGGAGGGGACCCUAGUGGGGAGGAGGUGUCUGAAGCCACGACAGCAGCACCGCAAGCUGCAGGUCUCGGGCACCCUCGACGCCUCCAAGAAGGACCAGGCCACCUCCAUGUCGCAGAUCAACCUCAUCUGCACAAGCCACCUGGAGACAGCGUCGUCUGGUGGUGACACGGACGUGCACACCCCCAUCCUCAAGUCGGCCUUCUCGGCCUCCCGUGAGUUCGAGAGCUCCCGUGAGGAGUUCUUCAAGCAGGUCUCAGCCCCAAAGCUGCGGAGCGUCCCCAAGACACCCACGGACACCUUGAGCCACCGUGGCACAACCAAGGAGGACUAUGGACACCCAGGUGAGGCCUUCGGGCUCAAGGCCGCCCGCUCCAUGGACGGGCCGGGGCCGGGUGAGCCGGCUUUGCUGGACGAGUACAAGCGGAGCUACUCGCACCAGCGUGUGGAAGACCGGGGUGCCCCAGCCCCCCGCAAGCACCUCCGGCCCGAGGGCGCCUACCCGCAAGAGCCGCCCCCCCUGCAAGAGCCGCCCUCGCCGCCACCGCUGCCACCACCCUUUGAGCACUACAGCGCGCACAAAGGGGAGCCCAAAGCACCUGAAUUCCUGCUCUCGCAGUCAGUGGACCACUUGGCGCGUCCCACCUCACUCACCCAGCCUGGUCAGCUCAUCUUCUGCGGCUCCAUCGACCACGUCAAGGAGGAUGUCUACAGGAAUGUCAUGCCCACCCUGGUCAUCCCUGCACACUACAUGCGCCUGGCGCCCGACUACCCCUCUGGCGAGCAGCCGGGCCCCGGGCCACCUGAGGGGCCAGUGGAGAUGGAAGGGCCACCCAGCCAAACUGGGCUGGCCUUGCCCCACCAAUUUGGGCCAGCAGAGCAGCAGCGCCCACUUGCCUUGCUGCCCCUUGCUGGCAUGGUCCCGGGGUACCAGGAGGGGUGCCAUGCCCAGGGCUGA